GGGAUAUCAUACAGGUUUAAAACCAAAACAAGCUUACAGACCAUGGCUGUUUUUUAUAAGUCUCAGUUUGAAUAGAUGGUACACACGCAUAAUACGGUAAGCUCUGACUAUGAAACAGCAUCACUCGCACAAAAGGAAUCCACCAGCAAAUGAGUUUUGGCGAGUACGUGUGAGUGGAGCAGAGAGAUAAACAGCAGAAGUUUUAGUAGGCAGGGGAAAAGAUGCGAUUGCGCACGACUCAGUAGUGGUUGGAGUUUGUUGGAGGGCAGAUCCAUCUAUAUCCCUCUUAGCUCAUGCCGGGUUGCCGCCAGUAGGUGCCAAAUAUGGAAAGGCGAUUGUCGGUUGUCGAUGAAAUACUGUAGUUUUCGCAAACCUCAGUCGAAAAAUAAAGAUCUCUUGGUUGCUUGAUGCCAAAACUGCGAUACAAAGAUCAUCCGGAAUCCGAGGACAAAAAACACAAGCGAAAAAAGAAAAAGCACAGAAAAAGAGAAAGAUCGCGGUCACCAUCACCACGAAGGCAGAAAAGAAAGCACCGGUACUAUGAACCACCGAAACUAUACGAAGAGGAAUCGGGCUGGGUGCCUCCGCAACACAACACUCAGCAUGACGAAGAAGCCGAAUGGCGCGAACGAUUGUUUUCAGCCAUGGCAGACGAUGAAGGGCAAGAUCCCUUUUACUCGCAAUACGAAAAUUACGGUACUGGUGGUAGCAGUGGAGCCGGUGGUGACGGACGAUCUAGAAUAGACACCAUGAACGAUGAAGAGUAUCGAGACUACAUUGCAACACAAAUGUAUCGUAAAAAGAAUGCCGAAGCGAUAGCAUGGGAGAAGGCAAUAGCAGCAGAGGCAAAACGAAAGGAAAAGAAACGAAAAGAAGCUCAGGCACGCGCACGAGAAGAAGAGGCUCGCAUACAAAAAGAACGGGAACGGCAGGAAACCAUUAUGCGUCAACUCAAAAUCCAAGAGAGCCGAUCAAAGUACGAGGAGCAGUGGAAGCACAUGGAAAUGUCCACAGUCAUAUCAAAAAAAGAUAUUCCUUGGCCAAUAGCCCCUGGAGCAUCUUUCUCGGCCCAGAGCGUCAAAGAGUUUUUGGUCCUGGCAGCCUCAUCAUUGGAGAGCAACAAGAAGAACGUCCGCAAGGAACAGCUACGCUACCAUCCAGACAAGUUUAUACACCGGGUAUUGCGCAAGUUUGAAGGAACGGAGAGAGAAAAGAAGCGUUUAAGUAUCAAAACAAACGAGAUUUCUGGUUGGUUGAAUGAGUUGUGGCAAGAACUGAAUAACGGGUCGUCGUGAUCAUGUGGAUGAGAAAGCAACACGCACAACUGAAUGAGGAAACACUCCGUGGAUCACAUCAGUAUAUAUCCGGGAAUCAUACUUUACUCGUAAGCACAAGGCGAUGAUGAAUAAUCACCAGAGCAUAUAGCUUCAAAACUUUAGCUGUACAUAUAGUGCGCUGUGGACGUUGUAUUUAGGAACUUGCUGGCUGAUAUUGUACAUGGUCAAUGAAUGGAAACAUGUUUUUUUUCAUAUUUUAUAAAGAGAAUAAUUUAUGUGAUGAACUAAGGCGCGCGUUUGCACAGUGAUAUGCUCAUUCAAUAAGGUAGUGUCAUCCAUAUGGGAUCAUCUACCUGUUUACGCGAGUUAUUUG
Zychaea mexicana is the source of this 1650-nucleotide messenger RNA. RefSeq lists its product as uncharacterized. Gene Ontology annotation, biological process: canonical NF-kappaB signal transduction. The record is from RefSeq and is a predicted model, not a curated record. The transcript has a single exon. Lineage: Eukaryota; Fungi; Mucoromycota; Mucoromycetes; Mucorales; Lichtheimiaceae. The coding region runs from base 408 to 1295 and encodes 295 amino acids.